Molecule: messenger RNA, 1651 nt
Organism: Epinephelus moara (kelp grouper)
Lineage: Eukaryota; Metazoa; Chordata; Actinopteri; Perciformes; Serranidae
Exons: 8
Coding region: 343-1443 (366 amino acids)
Cellular component (GO): cytosol
Molecular function (GO): glyoxylate reductase (NADPH) activity; hydroxypyruvate reductase [NAD(P)H] activity; NAD binding
Source: RefSeq, a predicted model, not a curated record
GCCCGGUCAAUGUACCCAGUGACUUCCCUCUCUCAGGUUGUUCUCAUGCACCGUUCAUAAGUUUUGCUGUGGAGGGUAAUGCACCAAAACUCAUACAUAUUCCACGUAAUAUCGCGGCAGUAAUUCAUGCAUAACCCCUGUAUUUUGGAAGGCUGCGACCACGUGCGCUGACGGGAAGGAAACGGCCCCUAAAGGUGCGGUUAGGAGGGAAGUUUUCAUGGUGGACGGGUCACAAAACACAGACCGUCUCUGGAGCUGUGUGAGCUUGACGUCAUCAUAAGGUUUGACUCCUUAUAGCUGAGAGGUUAGACGAAAACUCCUCCAGCUCCAGCUGAAGCUGGAAUGCAGAGCAUCAGCUAUGUCCGGUGUGUGAGGAGACUGUGGGGUCCAGCACAAGCAUCCCGGCUUCUUAAAGUCACAAACCUGCACAGAUCUGUACGUCAACUGCAACACAAAAAGGUAAUGGAGGACAACAAGCCAUGGGCUCUGAUCUCAGAGGUGGGAGAACAAGGUUACCUUGAAGAGUUCGUUGACAUAAUAAAACAGCGCUUUCAAAUCAUCUGCCUCAAAGACUUCCUUCAAAACCCUCAGCUGCACGGCCCUAAAAUCCAGGCCAUGCUUGUGUGGGCUGCCUGCCCUGCAGCCGAGCCAUCGCUGCUCAGUUUGCUUCCCUCGCUAAAGGUGGUUGCCAACGGAGGAGUGGGCAUCGACCACCUGGAUGUGCCGUACAUCAGCAGUCUGGGAGUGAAGGUGACCAACACGCCUGGUGUGGUGAGCGAUGCCACUGCAGAUAUGGCGAUGGGUCUGCUUCUGGCAUCGGCACGCAAGAUCGUUGAAGGUCACCAAAUAGCUGUUAACCCCAAUAGCACCCACAUGUCACUAGACCUGAUGGGAGAUGAAGUCACAGGGUCGACGAUGGGGAUCAUUGGAAUGGGAGAUAUUGGCUGCAAAAUUGCAAAAAGAGGCAACGGAUUUGACAUGAAGAUCCUGUAUCACAACAGGAACAGGAGGAGCGUUGAAGAUGAGCAGGCGGUGGGUGCCAGUUACUGUGAGAACAUGGACGACCUGCUGAAAGAGUCGGACUUUGUCGUGCUGGCUGUCAACCUCACCCCUGAAACCACAGGACUGAUUAGCCACAGAGAGCUGGCCCUCAUGAAACCCACAGCAACACUGGUCAACAUCAGCAGAGGUCUGGUUGUGGACCAGGAUGCUUUAGUCAAAGCUCUGCAGUCGGGAACAAUCCGUGCGGCGGCAUUAGACGUGACUUACCCUGAACCUUUACCGAGGGAUCAUCCUCUCCUUGGCCUUCCUAACGUGGUGAUCACACCCCACUAUGGCACCAACACCUACACUACAACAAGAAAGAUGGUGCAGAGGAUGGUAGAAAACGCCAUGGCUGCAGUGAACGGCCAGUCUGUUCCUAAUGAAGUCAAACCAAAAUGACUUCACUGAUGGUGCUUCAUCUGUCUGCAGUUAGGAGUGUUUUCCUGCUCUAAGAUGAUGUACAUAAAGUUAACCUGUUAGGUUGUUUGAUAAACAUGAUAAUUAUUGUUACAUCAGGAUAACUAAUGCACCAAAUGCAUUUCAUUGUGCAACUCUGUCUUGUAGAAUGAGUGUUGAGUUUGUAAAUAAAUUUUCACUUUUACACUUC